Messenger RNA from Acanthamoeba castellanii str. Neff, 1062 nucleotides. Its product is annotated as Brix domain containing protein. NCBI's taxonomy places the organism in Eukaryota, Discosea, Longamoebia, Acanthamoebidae. Gene Ontology annotation, molecular function: rRNA binding. Gene Ontology annotation, biological process: ribosomal large subunit assembly; maturation of LSU-rRNA from tricistronic rRNA transcript (SSU-rRNA, 5.8S rRNA, LSU-rRNA). Gene Ontology annotation, cellular component: nucleolus. The coding region runs from base 1 to 1062 and encodes 353 amino acids. The record is from RefSeq and is a predicted model, not a curated record. The transcript has 6 exons.
AUGUCCACCAGAAUUAUCAAUGGAAGGAGGCCCAAGAACAAGCGCAUCGAACGCGCUCUGCUGAAGAAGGAGCCUAAGGUAAACGAGAAUGUGAAAUCGGCAAUGUUUCUUCGCGGACCCAAGACCAGCGAAAUCAUCAACCAGGUUAUCGCCGACAUGUACACAUUGAAGAAGCCCCACGGAAUCAAAUUUCACAGACGCAACGACACGCGACCUUUCGAGGAUCAGGGCUCCAUCGAGUUCUUCUCGAACAAGAACGACUGCAGCCUCAUGGCUUUUGGUUCGCACCAAAAGAAGAGGCCCCACAACCUCGUGCUGGGCCGGUUCUUCGAUCACCAGGUUCUCGACCUCAUUGAGCUCGGCGUCUCGAACUUCAAGUCUAUCCAGCAGCACCCCGGAAACCUCUCGUACACGGUGGGCUUCAAGCCUUGCUUCGUGUUCCGUGGCCCUGAGUUCGAGCAGAAGGAGGAGUACAAGAAGUUCGCCAAUCUGCUGCUUGAUAUCCUUUCCACCCUUCUGCCCUGCCUCCCUGUUGCUGCCGCGCUGCGCUUUCCGUUGCUCUCCCCUGUCACUUCGCCCAUUGUCCUUAACUCGGCCGUACAUUUCUACCGAGGAGAGGUGACUGACCAGAUCAGCCUCAUGGGUCUGGACCACGUGUUCGUGUGCACUGCCGUGGAGGGAAAGAUCUACUUCCGUCACUACAGCAUCAACCUGAAGAAGUCCGGCACAAACUUGCCCCGAGUGGAGUUGGAGGAGAUUGGCCCGGCCAUGGAUCUGACGAUCAGGCGCACUCGCUUCGCGGCUCACGAUUUGAUGAAGGAGGCCCUCCGACAGCCACGAGAGCUCAAGAACAGGAAGGUCAAGAACCAUCCUGGCACGGUCAUCAACGUGCACAAGGAGAAGCAGGACCUCGGCCAGAUGCAGACCAGAAAGAUGAAGGGUCUCAAGCGAAAACGGGCAGAGGGCGCCGCCAACGGCGAGGCUGACGGCGAGGCCAACACGGAAGUGGCCGCCGCGGCGGAGAAGGACACCACCCCGAAGAAGAAGCGCGCCGACGAGUAA